CGGCCGCCCCCGCCCGGAGCCGGGCGCGGCAGGGCGGGCGGAGGGGUUCCCCCUUCCGGCCACCGGGAGCAUGGGAGCCCCGGACCGGCUCGGCUCCAGAGCUCGACAAGCCCUGGGGUGAGAAGGAACGGGGUUGCGCCGUGCCGGGUUAGGACCCGACAGCUCCGGGAUUGAAUCGUUUUCCCCACCGCUCCCCCGCCAGAAGUUCUACCGCUCCCGGGAGCGCUCAGGACGGUGGAACCAUGCCGGUACGCCGGGGCCAUGUGGCCCCCCAAAAUACCUACCUGGAUACCAUCAUCCGCAAAUUUGAAGGGCAAAACCGCAAGUUCCUCAUUGCCAACGCCCAGAUGGAGAACUGUGCCAUCAUCUACUGCAACGAUGGCUUCUGCGAGAUGUUCGGCUACUCCCGCGUGGAGGUGAUGCAGCGACCCUGCACCUGCGAUUUCCUCACCGGUCCCGACACCACCAAGAGCUCCAUCGCGCAGCUCACCCAGGCGCUGCUCGGCUCCGAGGAGUGCAAGCUCGAGAUCCUCUACUACCGCAAAGACACCUCGUGUUUCCGCUGCCUGGUGGACGUGGUGCCGGUGAAGAACGAGGACGGCGUCGUCAUCAUGUUCAUCCUCAACUUCGAGGACCUGGCACAGCUGAUCACCAAGAGCGCCAGCCGGAGCCUGCACCAGCGCCUGUCGCAGAGCUGGCGUGGAGGUCAAGGUAGGAGGUUGAAGUUUAGUCUCCCGUCCCUGCGGCGACUCAAAAUCCAGCGGAAAUCUCUGCCCACCAGUGAGUUUGAUGGAGUAGCCAUUGACUAUGGAAAGCCUGGUGGUGACUCCCUGAUUUUGAGGGACUUGAAGACAUCGCCCAAGGAGAACUGUGUGCAGUCAGAGACCGAAUCCCUCCUGGAAAAGGAGCGGAGGCCGAGCCUGGAGGCCGACCCCACCCUACAACACUCGUCCCCGAAACAAGAGCCUCCCUUGCUGGGCCCACGAGGGUCGUACUCUGCGUGGGGUUUCUUUCGGUCUCGCCCCGGGGGCAGCUUCCACAGCCUCCGCAGGGUCUCCUCCUUGGACAACUUUGAGGCUGCGAGGUCUGAGUUCCAGAGAAAAUUCAGGGAAAGGAGGGCAAACUCAGAGGCUUCCCACGUCAAACCCAACCCCCCGAACUCCACUUCGGACUCGGACCUCAUGAAGUACCGGACCAUCAGCCAGAUCCCUCAGUUCACGCUCAACUUUGUGGAGUUCAACCUGGAGAAGCACCGCUCAGGCUCCACCACAGAGAUCGAGAUAAUUGCUCCCCACAAGGUGAUGGAGCGCACCCAGAACGUCACCGAGAAGGUCACACAGGUGCUAUCCCUGGGUGCUGACGUCCUUCCCGAGUACAAGCUGCAGGCACCACGCAUCCACCGAUGGACCAUCCUGCACUACAGUCCCUUCAAGGCCGUCUGGGACUGGCUCAUCCUUCUGCUGGUCAUCUACACAGCUGUCUUCACCCCCUACUCGGCCGCCUUCCUGCUCAAUGAGGAGCAGGUGGAAGAGAAGCACUGGGACUGCAGCUACUCCUGUGACCCACUCAACAUUAUUGACCUCAUCGUGGACAUCAUGUUCAUUGUGGACAUUGUCAUCAACUUCCGUACCACCUACGUCAACGUCAACGAUGAGGUGGUGAGCCACCCUGGCAAGAUUGCCAUCCACUACUUCAAGGGAUGGUUCCUCAUCGACAUGGUCGCUGCCAUCCCCUUUGACCUGCUCAUCUUCCGCUCUGGCUCUGAUGAGACCACCACCCUCAUUGGUCUCCUGAAGACCGCCCGGUUGCUGCGCCUGGUCCGUGUCGCCCGCAAGCUGGACCGCUAUUCUGAGUACGGAGCGGCCGUGCUCUUCCUGCUCAUGUGCACCUUCGCCCUCAUUGCCCACUGGCUGGCCUGCAUCUGGUAUGCCAUCGGCAACGUGGAGCGGCCCUACAUGGAGCACAAGAUCGGCUGGCUGGACAACCUGGGUGACCAGAUUGGCAAGCGCUACAAUGACAGCGACCUCUCCUCCGGCCCAUCCAUCAAGGAUAAAUACGUCACCGCCCUCUACUUCACCUUCAGCAGCCUCACCAGCGUGGGGUUCGGCAACGUCUCACCCAACACCAACUCUGAGAAGAUCUUCUCCAUCUGUGUCAUGCUUAUUGGCUCUCUGAUGUACGCCAGCAUCUUUGGCAACGUCUCUGCUAUCAUCCAGCGCCUGUACUCGGGCACAGCCCGCUACCACACGCAGAUGCUGCGGGUCAAGGAGUUCAUCCGCUUCCACCAGAUCCCCAACCCCCUGCGCCAGCGCCUGGAGGAGUAUUUCCAGCACGCCUGGUCCUACACCAACGGCAUCGACAUGAAUGCGGUGCUGAAGGGUUUCCCCGACUGCCUGCAGGCAGACAUCUGCCUCCACCUCAACCGCACGCUGCUCCAGAACUGCAAGGCUUUCCGAGGAGCCAGCAAAGGCUGCCUGCGUGCCCUGGCCAUGAAGUUCAAGACGACUCACGCACCACCCGGAGACACCCUGGUGCACUACGGAGAUGUCCUCACCACACUGUACUUCAUCUCCCGGGGCUCCAUCGAGAUCCUCCGGGAAGACAUUGUGGUGGCCAUCUUAGGGAAGAAUGACAUCUUUGGGGAGCCCAUCAGCCUCUAUGCCCGCCCAGGGAAGUCCAACGCCGAUGUGAGGGCCCUCACCUACUGCGACUUGCACAAGAUCCAGAGGGAGGACCUGCUGGAGGUCUUGGAUAUGUACCCAGCCUUCUCUGACAACUUCUGGAGCAACUUAGAGAUCACCUUCAACCUGCGAGAUGCAGACAGCGUUCCCCGCUCACCACUCAGCGAGGAGUAUGACUGCACCUACCGGCGGGCGCGCCGACGCAAGCACUCCCUUUGCCAGCCCAACAAGCCUGACCCAGACACGGGCAUCUCUGAUGCAGAGCAGUAUCACACCUACUCAGAGCUCACCAACCCACAGGACCCGCUGAGUAAGGACCAGUGGGACGACCUGGGCAGCAGCACCACUCCCUGCUCCCAGAUCAGCGAUGACGAGGUCAAGGCUGGCAGCCCUACAAAAGCUGAGCCCUUCCCCACAUCCAAAAAGGAUGACUUUGCUCUGCCCACGCUCAGCCUCGUCACCACCAGCGCCGGCAGGACAGAGGUCGGCAAGCAGGCGGCAGAGAGCAGCCAGUCCUACACAGCCACCCCCCUGGACAUCCCCAACAUGUUCACCUUCUGGGAGGACCGAAGACCGAACGACCACCCAGACCCUUUGCAACACAUCUCCUUGGUACACAGCUCGCGGGACAUCCCCCUGCACAGCGACUACAGACCAGGGCAGAUCGAGUCCAGGCUGGAGCUCCUGCAGGCCCAGCUCAGCAGGCUGGAGUCCAGGAUGUCGUCAGACAUUAAUAUAAUCCUCCAGCUUCUGCAGCGCCAGCUGUCCCAAGUGCCACCCGCGUACAGCCCCAUCUCGCCGUCCUCCCACAACCUGGCCAUGUACGGCAUCCUCCCGCGGAGCCUGGAGCCGCUCACCCCCUGCGCACCCCUGGAAGACGAGGAGACGACAACCCCGGAGCAGAGCCCGAGCUACACGGAGGUAGAAAAGUUCCACUUGAAAUCCAAGGACUCCUUGUCAAGCGGGAUGCACCUCGCUGUGGCAUCUGACGAAACUAUGACGGUCCACUCCGAGCAGGAGCACCAUUCCCCACCUCUCCCGAAUCCAGAGCCUCCCCACGAAAGGGCACCAAAUACCCAGGGACUCUUCCGGGGCUCUCGUUUCCCUUCCCUCCCUGAGCACUUGGAGGCAUCUUCCGAGCACCAGGACAUUCAGAGACACCUCUCCGACCCAGUGCUUCCUGGAAGUUAGAGAUGGGGGCCGCGAAGCAAGUCAAGAGGAACCUCAACUGCGAGCUCGGUCAGUUGAUGUUGAUUUUGACUGCAAGGGUAAGACGGAGGACAAUGCCAUUGGCUCAGGGGUAUAAUUUGUAGCUGUAUUCUGCCACCAUGAAAGGAAGCAUAGAGUGGCUGGCUUCCAAGGUCAACGUUUUCCAGCGGUUCCCAUAGAGUAGGUUUCAUUUGCACAUUAUAGUGAACCCAGAGCAGUUCUUUCUUACAGCCACCAACAAGCUGGCUAGGCCAAACGGUACCCACUCACUGCCUCUUCCUUGCCAAGGCUUCCUCUCAAGAACGGCACGAACCAAGUGAGCCACAGUGACCGGAGGAGAGCAAAUCCAUGGCUCUUAACUGCGAGGCCACUUUGCUGUCAGCUCUUUGGAGCAGGGACCAUUGCGUUGGUACUGGGCUUAGCCGAGCGGAGCCUGUGGGCAUUACAGAAAGGGUAGUCACCAGAGGAGGAGGAGAUCUCCACAGUGCAGUACUGGGGGGAGCUGCAGGUGGGAAGCCUAGGACAAGGACAGAGGACAGAAACUAUCCUUGUCCUACUUGACUGCCACUGAGAAACUAAGGGCCAACAGCCCCUGCCACUGCAGCAUGCUUCAGCACGAGUCCUAGGGCGCCGACUUCUCCAGCAAGGCUGAUUGCGCCUUGCAAACCCCAACACGCAUCCCACAACUCCCCAGAUAAACCCAGCUGGUCACUGGCCUGGGCAUAAAGCACAAAACUCAAAAGCACAAUCCUGGAAAGCCGAAAAGCCCCAGACACCUCAUCUCCAGCCCUUCCUCCCAGCUUCUCUCUUUUGAUAAAGGUUUGAUAGAUGCUUCCUCCUCCCCAGUCCUUUCCCUGGCAGACUCCCGCAGCACCCCCGUAGGAGAAGCCCACUUAGCACUGCUGCCUUGCCGUUCGGUUAGAUGCUGUGACAGUCCUAGGCCGCCUGCUCAAGUAAUGUAUCGAGCUCCCUUUGAGAGUAGUAAAACUGUGAGCAUCUCUUUCUCUGGAGUUUUAGUGUACACUUUGCUAAUAAAGAUGUUUUUGGCACCUAA
Aquila chrysaetos chrysaetos is the source of this 4944-nucleotide messenger RNA. It is a transcript of the gene KCNH6, whose product is annotated as potassium voltage-gated channel subfamily H member 6. Gene Ontology annotation, biological process: potassium ion transmembrane transport; membrane repolarization during action potential; regulation of ventricular cardiac muscle cell membrane repolarization. Gene Ontology annotation, molecular function: inward rectifier potassium channel activity. Gene Ontology annotation, cellular component: membrane. The transcript is spliced from 16 exons. Bases 243 to 3872 code for a protein of 1209 amino acids. The record is from RefSeq and is a predicted model, not a curated record. Lineage: Eukaryota; Metazoa; Chordata; Aves; Accipitriformes; Accipitridae.